GCGGGGUUUCUAGCGUCAAACUCGGGGCUGACGCUUUACGUAAGAGGAACGCAGUACGCGCGCGCAUGACGCAGUUGCCCAUGGUAACCGGGAGCCGCGUAGAGGAUGGGUUUGCUGUCAAUUCUGCGUAAACUGAAGAGUGCACCAGACCAGGAGGUAAGAAUCCUCCUCCUGGGAUUGGAUAAUGCGGGCAAGACCACACUUUUGAAACAACUAGCAUCUGAAGAUAUCACUCACAUCACUCCUACACAGGGUUUUAACAUUAAAAGUGUGCAAGCGCAAGGUUUCAAGCUGAAUGUGUGGGACAUUGGUGGACAGAGGAAGAUCAGACCUUAUUGGAGGAAUUAUUUUGAGAAUACCGAUAUCCUGAUUUAUGUCAUUGAUAGUGCUGAUAGAAAGAGAUUUGAAGAAACUGGUCAAGAGCUAGCGGAACUCUUAGAUGAAGAGAAGCUAAGUGGUGUUCCUGUGCUCAUCUUUGCAAACAAACAAGAUUUGCUGACGGCAGCCCCUGCUGCAGAGAUUGUAGAGGGUCUGAACUUGCACACGAUCCGUGACAGAGUCUGGCAGAUUCAGUCUUGUUCGGCCCUCACAGGAGAGGGUGUGUCGGAUGGCAUGAACUGGGUCUGCAGAAAUGUCAUUGCAAAGAAGAAGUAAGCCAAACUGAAUUACAUGGAAUCAGAGGGGCUGCAGGAGCCAAACACUCUAGCUGGCUGCUAGUAUCUGACCAAACAUUUUUCCAUCUGUGUGCAGCUAUAGCUGUUAGAAAUGGGAACAGCGGCUGAGCCUACUUCUCAAAUUGGAACUUUCCCUUCUCUCUUGUAUCAUUCUCCUCCCCCCAUAAAUGCAUUUCUCCCCCACCCCUCCCUCUUUUGGUAUAAAUAGUACUGAAGGUCUCCAUGUUCAUCUGACUGAAGCAUAAGAUUUGAAAACAGGAGCAGGCUGCAGGCUGGCACAAAGACUUCCGGUGGGUUCUGCAGAGUUCAAGGAUGGUCAUGGCAACGUGUACAGGAGCCUGCUUCAGUUCUGAAAUCACUCAGGAUGCUCACCUGGUCCCACUCAAAGCUUUUCCCAUCAGCAAAUGAGAUGGUGUUUUGUUGGUAUCUGUGCUUACAUUUUAAAAUGAUGUUACUUUGUACAGUAUAUUGCUGGCAAGUCACUCAUACGGGCUCAUGACGAGCCUUUAUAAUAAGGUUCCUAUCUGUCUGUCCUUCCUUCCACAAUGACCUAUGUUGCAACACAAGUUCUUCAUAGUUUGAAUGCAAGAAGCAGCAGGGGACUAGAGAUGUUAUCAUUUGUUCAAAUAAAGCAGUGUCAGGCAGCAGUGCAAUGUUCCAUUUAUGGCUGGUAUAAACAUUUCCAAGAAUGUAGGCUUAGGACAAACCAAGAGCUCUUUUGCAUUCAGCUUUGUUGCAUAGUAAAAGUCCCUCCAUGAGGGUGGAGUUUAACAACAUAGUGGCAGGGAAUUCAGUGCUCCAGGUCUAAACUGCAUGGUACUGGAUAACGGUUUUCUUCAUCUUUUUUUAAAGGGGGGGCUGUACCUGAAUCCUAUAAGCAAUGUAGCAAAUGUACUUCUCCAAGGAAGUCUAAACAGUAAUAGACUUGGGUUAGCAAAGGUCAAUGUGGUGGCUCCAUCCAACCAAGUUGUGGCUGUAUAGUCUGGGAUCACUUUUUUCCUGAGUCUGAGCUACUUCCUGCAUUUCUAGUUUAGAACUAAUAUUCAGAAUAAGCUGUGCAUGAAGUAGCUGUGUGGAUGUGUUCAAAAAGAGAUACCCUUCAAGAAGUAUUUGACCAAUUUAAGUAAUGGUGUAGAGAGAAAGGUGUAGAUUAAUCUCUGACAAUGGAAGCAAUGCUGCUAAAUGAAAGAGGAGAAGAGCCCCAAGUCUAUAAUUUCUUAAAUGCAGAACAUUCACUAGGAAGUUGCAUGAAGGAAGCACCCUGCCCUUUGAGGGAAUAGUCAUAUUCUGUGAUUGACAAAUCUUAGCAUAUCACUGCAACACCAGAUAUGACUUGUGAGGCAACUUCUCACCUCUGGAUCAUUUGCUAAAUUCAUCCAAGUUCAGAGUCAUUUGGUGAGGGCAGUCUUGCAUACAAUGAAUUUAGCACACAGCCUGCAGAUUAUAACCAGAGUAUGGGGCUGAAAAUGCCAUGGCAACUAUAAUGUCCUCUCUCAUUCCUAGCAGGAGGGAAUAAACUUGUGUUGCUAAAUCUUGGAUUGUGUAAAUGCAUUGUGGAGAGCCAGAGCACAGUGGCUGCUUUCAGACAUUCCUUGACCAUAUAAUGUCACUAUAUUGUGUUUCUUGCUUGUUCCCUAUUACUCUAGGGGCAGCAGCUGUAAUGAUUUCUGGUCCACCUUCACUGGAUUCUACCUUGCUCUUCAUUUGAGGUUUGCAACAGGCAUAAAUUCUAGAUUAGAUAUAUUAAAAAUAUAUACCACCCACUUCAGGGAGUUUGUGAGGAAAUAAAUCCAUAAACAUUACAAAAAUGAGUAAAAAUAAAAUUAAGCACAGAUAACAAUCUAAAUUAAUCCAUUGAAAACCUCCAAGCAUGACAGCUGAAGUACAUAUUUGCUCAUUCCUAAAAGACCACUAAAAACAAAUACUUUAUAUAUUGCUCCCUAUCUAUUGGGAAACUGGUGACAUGCUGCAAUUUCUGACUUGCAUUUUAGAAAAGACAUUCACUCUAGAGGUCCAAUGUGUACAAGCCACAACAGAAACUUUUUUUUUGCACUUUUAGCCCAAUUUUAAAAAAUAAAGUAGCUCUGCAGUUCCUCAGUGCAGAUGCUAGAGAAGUCUGCCUGCUUUUGGCAUAAUGUCAGCACCAGUCUCCCCUAACAUUCAGCCAACAUCAGCCAGCCUGUUCACUUCAGGAAAAUACAUUUUCUUCAGUGUGCAUCAAGCUAAAGAAGCAUCCCCAAACUCAGCUGACAAACUGAAACAAAUUGAUCAUACUGCCAUCUGUACUUCUACCUUUGAGCACAACAUACAGCUCGCCGAGACCUCAAACAGUGAAUGCAAAUUGUCCCAGUGUUGUCCUGGUUCUAUCCCUUUCUCAUCUCUUGCUGGGUAUAUCUUAUUGUGGAAAAGAGGAUUUCACUGGUACAAGUGCAGCUAAUUGAGCCAGAAGGAACCACUGUGGCCCAUUGACUUCAACAAGCACCAGAACAACAGCUGUCCUACCUGCAUCAAGUUCAAAUCAUUUUGAGCGAAUUAGAUCUUAUAAGAACUAGAAGAUGAGACUGACCCAGUGACCCCAAAGGCCAAUAUCAUGUCUCUGAGAAUGACCUCUACCAGAUGGAUGCUUUGCAUGUAAGUUGCAAGACAUAAAACAGCUGUGGAACAACCUCCCUCUGUUGCUUCUAACAAAAAGGAAAAAUACCCUGAGCAAGAGAAUUCACAUUGUCUGACUAUUUUAGUUAACAGUUCUUGAACCAAUCCUUUACGGUUUUAUCUAACCCUUUUUUUAAAAAAAAACUUCUAGCUCUGCUAUUGGCUUUCACAAUAUCCCUGUUCAGUCAUUUGCACACUACUUAAGUACCGUAUGAAAGGAUUUUUCUUUAACGUAAGUACAACAGCAGUCGCACUCUGACUGUUUUGCUAGUAUAUUCAUUUUUUUAUAUGUGCAUAUUUCCUAUUUGGGUACUGUGAACCAUUUAUAGGCAAGCCAGAAUAGCUUAAAUAUAGACUUGAGAGAUCUAGGUGGUAUAGUUCAUGUAACACAUUAGAAUGAAAAGAGCAUGGUUCAGAUGAGAUUUAAUUACUUGUUAUUUUGAUUAAACGUUGCUGGGCUGCUGUCUCAAAAGACCUUUCUUACAUACCAGAUUAUGCUCAGAUGCUAUAAAAAGCCAUAGCUGCAAACUCUAUCCAACUACACCAUCUCUGCUUUUCCAUUCUCUCUUAUUUUAGGGAACAUCCAACUUUUAUGAGCUCUUUGUUUUCUUCUUUCUUUUUUGAAGUUCACAAAAAGGGCGUGUGUAAUGAUAUUUGGUGAUGUUAAGCCUCGGUGUAUAUGUUUAGAUGUUUGGCAAACUUGAAUAAAAUUUAGUAGAA
Rhineura floridana is the source of this 4046-nucleotide messenger RNA. RefSeq names its product ADP ribosylation factor like GTPase 3 (gene ARL3). The transcript is spliced from 6 exons. Gene Ontology annotation, molecular function: GTP binding; GTPase activity. Gene Ontology annotation, biological process: cilium assembly. Gene Ontology annotation, cellular component: cytoplasm; microtubule cytoskeleton. The coding region runs from base 106 to 654 and encodes 182 amino acids. The record is from RefSeq and is a predicted model, not a curated record. Lineage: Eukaryota; Metazoa; Chordata; Lepidosauria; Squamata; Rhineuridae.